Colletotrichum aenigma is the source of this 1746-nucleotide messenger RNA. RefSeq names its product Threonine dehydratase. The record is from RefSeq and is a predicted model, not a curated record. Lineage: Eukaryota; Fungi; Ascomycota; Sordariomycetes; Glomerellales; Glomerellaceae. The coding region runs from base 1 to 1746 and encodes 581 amino acids. Gene Ontology annotation, molecular function: threonine deaminase activity; pyridoxal phosphate binding. The transcript is spliced from 2 exons. Gene Ontology annotation, biological process: L-threonine catabolic process.
AUGUCCGAGUCGACCGAAACCCCCGUCGUCGCCGUCAUGACAAACGGCACCCUCAACGGCGUCAAUGGCGACCACGCGCCCCGACCUCGCACCCCGCAGCCCAGCGGCAUGUCCCUGACCGAGUACAGCGCCAACCCGUCCACGCCGCCGGAGGAGAAGCGCAACCGCAUCAAGACCGUUGUCCCGGAGGACUACCUCCUCCCUGAUGGCAACCCAGACUACCUCCGUCUCAUCGCCGCCGCAACCUCCCGCGUGUACGAAGCCUGCAAGGUCACCCCCCUCCAGCCCGCCGUCAACCUUUCCAACCGCCUCGAGUGCAAUGUCCUCCUCAAGCGCGAGGACCAGCAGCCCGUCUUCAGCUUCAAGCUGCGCGGCGCCUACAACAAGAUGGCCCACCUCGACCCCGCCGUCAGCUGGAAGGGCGUCGUCUGCUGCUCCGCCGGCAACCACGCCCAGGGCGUCGCCUACUCGGCCCGCAAGCUCAAGAUCCCGGCCACAAUCGUCAUGCCCGAGGCCACCCCGAGCAUCAAGCACCUCAACGUCGCCCGGCUCGGCGGCCACGUCGUCCUGCACGGCGCCGACUUUGACGCCGCCAAGGAGGAGUGCACCCGCCGCGCCGCCCAGGACGGCCUCAUCAACAUCCCCCCCUUCGACGACCCGUACGUCAUCGCCGGCCAGGGCACCAUCGGCAUGGAGCUCUUUGGCCAGAUCAACAUGUCCAAGCUCGACGCCAUCUUCUGCUGCGUCGGCGGCGGCGGCCUCAUCUCCGGCAUCGGCGUCUACGUCAAGCGCAUGGCCCCCCACGUCAAGAUCAUCGGCGUCGAGACCUACGACGCCAACGCCCUCGUGCAGUCCCUCGCCAAGGGCGAGCGCGUCGUGCUCGACAACGUCGGCCUCUUCGCCGACGGUGCUGCCGUCAAGACCGUCGGCGAGGAGACGUUCCGCAUCUGCAAGGACGUCGUCGACGAGGUCGUCCAGGUCACCACCGACGAGGUCUGCGCCGCCAUCAAGGACAUGUACGACGACACCCGCGCGGGCCUCGAGCCCGCCGGCGCGCUGUCCAUCGCCGGCCUCAAGAAGUACACCGCGCAGCACCCGAGCGACCGCAAGCGCACCAUGGUUGCCGUCACCUCGGGCGCCAACAUGAACUUCGACCGCCUGCGCUUCGUCGCGGAGCGCGCGACGCUCGGCGAGGGCAAGGAGGCCCUGCUCGCCGUCAGCAUCCCCGAGCGGCCCGGCGCCUUCGCCAACCUCAUCAACACCAUCAUGCCGCACUCGGUUACCGAGUUCUCGUACCGCUACGCGACCGAGGAGGUCGCCAACGUGCUCAUCGGCAUCUCGCUCACGGCGCCGGCGUCGCAGCGCACGCAGGAGCUGCAGACGCUCCUCGAGCGGCUGCGCGCAAGCGACAUGGCCGUGACGGACCUGUCCGGCGACGAGCUCGCCAAGAGCCACAUCCGCUACCUCGUCGGCGGGCGCUCCAACGUGCCGCACGAGCGGCUCUACAUGUUCAACUUCCCCGAGCGCCCCGGCGCGCUCGAGAAGUUCCUGCGCACGCUGCGCCCCAAGUUCAACAUCAGCCUGUUCAACUAUAGAAACUACGGCGGCGACGUGGCCAAGGUGCUCGCGGGUAUUGUCUGCCCCGACGACGAGGUCGCGGAUCUCGAGACGUUCCUGACCGAGAUUGGAUACCCGUGGGAGGACUGCAGCCAGUCGGGCGUUUUCAAGACUUUCCUCCGAAGCUGA